CUCGCAUCACCACACGUUACACGAGCUGGGACCCCAGUUACACCACUACAGCAGCGCCCGCCCCGCAUCACGGCCUUCCAUUCCCCAAUCUAGGGUGCGAGCUCCCCGCCACCGCCGGCCAUGCCCGACGCGGACGUCGACGUCGAGAUGCGCGCCGCCGCCGCCGCCGGAGCCUCAGCCGCACCUGGCGACGACGAUGGCGAGGACGGCACCGGGGAGGAUGAGGAGGACGGAGAGGAGGUCGAUGACGAGGACGAGGACGAGGAUGAGGAGGAGCGGACCGCGCCGGCGCCGGCCGAGGAGCCUCCCGCCCCGGCGCCCGUCUCGGCCUUGCCGGGAAACCCGAACCAGCUGACGCUUCUCUUCCAGGGCGAAGUCUACGUGUUCGAAUCCGUCACCCCCGACAAGGUUGAAUCUGUCCUGUCCCUGUUAGGACGUGGUGAACUACCAGCUGAUUAUGCUGGCAAGGUUGUACCUAGUCAAAAUGAGAACAAGGGUUAUGAUGACAUACUUCGGAGGACAGACAUUCCUGCAAAAAGGGUUGCCUCUCUACUCAGGUUCCAUGAAAAACGGAAGGAAAGAAAUUUUGAUAAGAAAAUACGCUAUGCUGUUCGCAAAGAAGUUGCACUCAGGAUGCAGCGCCGGAAAGGGCAAUUUGCUGGAAGGGCCAGUCUUGAGGGAGAAUCUCCAGCUCCUGGCUGUGAUCCUGGUUCCCAAAGCUCAGGCCUAGAUUUCGUAUCACGUGAAUCAAAGUGUCAGAACUGCGGUACUAGUGAAAAGAUGACCCCAGCAAUGCGUCGUGGUCCUGCUGGUCCAAGGACUUUGUGCAAUGCUUGUGGAUUGAUGUGGGCAAACAAGCCGAAUUACAAAGAGAGGGCUAAUCUAGUCAUGUUCAUGUUGCUUCUGGAAGUCAUCAAACAUGAACUUCAGUUGCAUUGCCACCUUCUUUUUAAGAAAAAUAAUACUUCGCCCAGACCCCGCACAGUGCGGGAAGCCUACGGCACUGGGUACGCCCUUUUUAAUACUUCGCCAUGGAGAUCUGCUAUUGCACUUCAAUGGUGAUGUGUCAGAAUAAUAGUCACAUUGUUCUUUGGAGGUGAACAGAAGGAAGUAUCAUUUAGCGCUUGAAAAGUUAAGGCAACCCAUCUUUUGUGUUGUGCUUUUAGCAAACUGCUCCUUUGACUGUUAUUAUUUUCAUUGCUCAGAGAUUGUGAGAAAGUGUAACCAGUUCUCUGUGCUAUGAAGUUCGAACGUAUCUCAACUCUGACCCCCUCCUAAACUUUUAUCAGGAGUUGACUGCUGAUUCUUACAUAUGUAUUUGUUUUUUAUGGAAGUGGACAUCUUAUUGGACUUACAGCUACCAAUUC
This is a messenger RNA of Panicum virgatum (switchgrass), 1367 nucleotides long. Its product is annotated as GATA transcription factor 18-like. Gene Ontology annotation, biological process: regulation of DNA-templated transcription. Gene Ontology annotation, molecular function: zinc ion binding; sequence-specific DNA binding; protein binding. The coding region runs from base 121 to 1062 and encodes 313 amino acids. The transcript has 6 exons. Lineage: Eukaryota; Viridiplantae; Streptophyta; Magnoliopsida; Poales; Poaceae. The record is from RefSeq and is a predicted model, not a curated record.